ACCAAAUCGCAAAAGCACCGUUCCCUCUUCUGUUCUAGAAGAGGCAAGCGAGAGAAGAACACCGCUCGAAGCCAAGCGCCGCCGGCUCCCCACCUCCAUCCCAUGCCUUCCGGGCCCUAGCCGCGCAGAUCCGAGCGCCUAGCCCUCCCCGAUGGCUCCGGACGGCGCCGCGGCCGCUCUCUCGGUGGAGAUGGAGCUGGCUUGGCACCUCCUCACAGUGCUCGUCCGCCUCGGUCGCCCCGUCGCCGCCUCGGACCUCGCCACCGCCGCCUCCGCCGCGGCCCUCACCACCGCCGCCUCCGCCUCCACCUCCGCCGCGGCCCUCUCCGUCUCACCGGACUUAGUCGAGCGGAUGUGUCGUAUCCCUGGGUCUCCACUGCGAAUCUCCGGCGGCGGCGUGGUGACAGCCUCUGAGACGGCCGUCCUGGCGUUUAUGAGGUUUGCGGGGUUGGAUGUCCCGGCCCCAAGGGUGUUGUUGAGACCUCCCGAGGUGAGGAAGUGGUCGGGGGAAGUGACGAUUCGGUAUGAGCGCAAGCGGAAAGUGUCGGAUGUGAGCUGCUUCAGCACGAAGAGGCACCGACUACUAGCGCCGGACUCAGAUUUGAUGGAACACAGCGAGCAGGAGUCGAAUCAGCUGGUUGCACAAACCUGUGCCCCAGCUGCUACUGGAGAGGUACAUUUGGAGGUUAUGCAAGAGUUGCAGGAUAGGCUUCCCACUAUCAGCACAUUUAUCGGUGAACCUUCCUUAGGACUUCCAACUGGGGCUACUCUUGUUCCCAAUGAUGCUAAAAUUACCACGCUUUGUCUUCAACCUGAACUUGCGCAGUCUCUUAAAGGUGAUGAUGGCACAGUUCUCGGGAACAUGGCUUUAACACUGGUUCCAACAAAUCUGUCAGAUUGUUGUUCUGUCAAUCUUCCUCCACUGGAUGCUGAGAAAUCCAAAAACAUCGAUGCAGAAGUUGAUGGUAAAAGUAGUAGGAUUGGUGAAUCUGAACAAGCUGCAUUCCUUAACUGUACAGUAGAGGAUAGUGAUGAUCUACAAAAAGAGUCUGUCCAUCCCACGACCAUUCAUGCUGUUGUAGCUGGGGAAACAGAAAAUCAUGCUGGGGAAAGAGAGAAUCAGGCUGAAGAUCUAAAUCUCGUUUGCAAAAAUCCAGGCAGCCCAAUUAAUUAUAAUACAAAGAGAGAUGAUAGUAUAGAAGCAUUUGAUACUAUUCCAAAUCAAGCAGAUGCUUUACAAUACAACUGCCCAGAUGCUGGGCAUCAUGAGAAUCUCCCAACUUGUGGUCAGGAAAAGAAUCCACUAUGUGCCAAUGCAUGCGCAGAAGUUUGUAAGGAUAAGACAACACAAAUUUUGUUCCAACCUCCUAUGGACACCAAGGCUGCACCUAUAGCAUCUCAAAUGAACAGAAAUAGUGAACCUGAAGCAUUGCCGCAGGAAGCUACAAGGUAUGACUGUAUGGACAUGAGGGACCUGAACAUUAUUGCUGAAAAUAGAGAAAGCAAAUAUCUAAAUAAUGGAAAGCAGCCCUGGAAUGAGGUGGAGGCCAAUGUAUCUAAAAAUGGGCAGGAUAGAAUGGUUGCGAAGCAAAAUGAGAAGACCAAGAAAAAUGCACUGCCCAAAGAAGAUAAGGACCGCUUUGCAGCAAAGGCUCAAAAGAGCCAUGUAGUUCCAAAACAACUUCCUAGCUUCAAGGGUUUUGUCAUAGAAGAGGAGGAAGGGUCUGGAGGUUACGGGACUGUUUAUAGGGCGCUGAGAAAAAAAGAUGGACGAAUAUUCGCUAUAAAAUGUCCUCACCCAAAUGCUCAUCCACACCAUGUUAACAAUGAACUAAAGAUGCUGGAGCGUUUUGGAGGGAAACAUUGUGUGAUUAAAUACGAAUGCUCUUUGAAAAGUGGCGAACUAGAGUGCUUUGUUCUAGAACAUGUUGAGCAUGACAGACCAGAGAUUUUGAAAAAGGAAAUAGCCUUGCUUGAGUUGCAGUGGUAUGGGUACUGUCUGUUCAGAGCUCUUGCAAGCUUACAUAGACAGGGGGUAGUGCAUAGAGAUGUCAAACCUGGAAACUUCCUCUUCUGUCGCAAACUGAAGAAGGGGUAUCUUAUUGACUUCAACCUGGCAAAUGAUCUCCACCAGAAGUUCUUGAAAAACAGUAAAUCUGAGACAAUUUCAUGUGGGAAGGAUACGGCAUCUCAAACAUUAUCAAAAUUUGCCCCAGUAGUUCACGCCAAAGAAGCAGUUGAUGAUUCAAAGCAACCUCUUCCUUUGAAGAGGAAAAGAUCCAGUAAAAACCCAGUGGAUAGUGCACCUAAGAUCGACAAUAAAAGUAAGCAUGGUACCCAAGCUGCUGAUGUAUCUGGUGUAACCUCUGCGAAGGAUCCUACAAGCACAAAAACAUCAUUAGAUAGGUUAAAGCAGCCAAUGCCUUACAAAGGGCGAAAGGAAUUAAUGAACUUCUUGCAUGAGGCAAUGCAAAGUCCCAACAAAAAUACAGUGCCUGCUCCUGCUUCCCAAAGGAAGAGGGUCGCUGCUCCUAUUGGUAGUGUGGAUCGAAAGCUCUUUAUGCUGACUCCAAUGCCCCUGCAUUCUGGUGGUAGUGCUGUUGCUGGUUCUGGCACAUUUAACAACAAAGGACAUGGAAAACAUCGAAGAGAAGGUCCAUGUGUUGGAACUAAAGGAUUCCGGGCUCCAGAGGUUCUCUUUAGGUCUUUCCACCAGGGUUGUAAAGUUGAUGUCUGGUCCGCUGGGGUGACGCUCCUGUACUUGAUAAUUGGCAGAACACCUUUUGGUGGUGAUCCUGAACAGAACAUCAAGGAAAUAGCAAAGCUGAAAGGUAGUGAAGAACUGUGGGAGGUAGCGAAAGUGCACAACUGCGAAUCUUCGUUCCCAUCGGAUCUGUUUGAUUUCAAAUCGUUUCACUCUGUGGAUCUGAGGCAGUGGUGUACAGCCAACACACGCAGGCCAGAGUUCCUCAAGUUGAUACCUGAAUCAUUUUUUGACCUGCUGGAUAAGUGCCUCGCUGUCAACCCCAGGUGCAGGCUCACAUCAGAGGAUGCGCUCAAGCAUGAUUUCUUUUCUCCAUGCCGUGAUAGCUUCAGAAAGCCCAAGAUGCUUAGGAUUUCAGCUGGUUCUGACGCUGCUUCUUCAUCGUCACCCCAGAACAUAGCGCUUACAGCAAAACAAUCAUAGCGCUCGUUGCACCGUACAGACCUGUAUUAACACCUGCAAGCUGAUUGUGACCAGCUAGCUAAUUACAGACUAGAAAAUAGCCUAAAUGUUUCCCCCUUGAUGUAAGUAAACACCAAUACUGAAGAUGUACUGAUCCCUCGUGCUAGGAUUCCUGCAAUAUCCGAGUCUGACUCGUGUACAGCGAGUAUGUGGUGUGUGCGUGUUUUUAACUGUGAACACUUUCUUUCGGAGCAAAUUUUGUUGGUGUACUUGCUUCUGCAAUC
Setaria italica (foxtail millet) is the source of this 3450-nucleotide messenger RNA. RefSeq names its product probable serine/threonine-protein kinase cdc7. Gene Ontology annotation, cellular component: nucleus. The transcript is spliced from 15 exons. Gene Ontology annotation, molecular function: protein serine/threonine kinase activity; ATP binding. Gene Ontology annotation, biological process: protein phosphorylation; mitotic DNA damage checkpoint signaling. The record is from RefSeq and is a predicted model, not a curated record. Bases 152 to 3187 code for a protein of 1011 amino acids. NCBI's taxonomy places the organism in Eukaryota, Viridiplantae, Streptophyta, Magnoliopsida, Poales, Poaceae.